AUGUCAACAGCUAUAAAGCCAAAAGAUUUUGAUCUUUUCUACUUCUUUAUAAAUAUUUACAUUUGCACCUUCAAUCUAAGAAGAACUUUACACUCUGCUUUGUCUUCAUUAAUUACUCUUCGUUGUCAUAUUUUGGUGAACAAAAAUAAUUCGCUUAGUUAUAAUUGUGACAGUCGUGAAAUUGACAUUGCGUGA
Messenger RNA from Clunio marinus, 195 nucleotides. NCBI's taxonomy places the organism in Eukaryota, Metazoa, Arthropoda, Insecta, Diptera, Chironomidae. The record is from the annotation of a GenBank genome assembly.